CGAUGAUUCAUCACACAUUCGUUGUUGCGGUUGUUGGCGACACACAUCCCACGCGCACACUUUGCCAACCCAACCGACCACACCGACCAAGCAGGCAAACAACCACAGGACAACAGUGCUUCGCUUGUUCCACCACUGCCGCGAUGGAGAUUGACCCUGUGCUGUGGGUGCUGAUGGCUGCCAUUGUCAUUGGCAACAUUGUCGUGACUUUUGUGGGCGCUCGCAAGGGCUGGUUCCACUGGGAACACUGUACACAGCAUGCCAUUGGACACACCACGGGUCCACACCCGGGCAUUCUUCUCUUCACCCGCCUCGUCUCCUUCCUGUUUGCUGCCACCGUGCUCAUCAUGAUCCUUGUUGAUACCCCCGAGGGCCAGGGCUUCAAGUUCUACACGAUUUGGAACUUUACGUUGUUGGUCGUGUUCUUCUUCCUUGCGUUGAGCCAAAGCAUCCGCGCCGCCCUUCGCGGCUACCUCCUGUCCGAGGUGGCUCACGUCUCCUUCUUCGACCGCGCAACCUUUGUCCUCUUCCAGGUGUGCAUGACAAUGGCCAUUCUCGUAGAUGUGGUUCUGUGGACGGUGCUGUAUCCCACGGCCAAGAACAAGUCCGACGAGAGCUGCUGCGAGCAGUUUAUCAACUUCUUCAGCAUCGUCGUGCACGGCAUCAACCUGGUGCUGAUGCUGGUGGAGUUGGGGCUGAACCGCAUGGUGUUCGUGCACGCACACGCGACGUUCAUCGUCUACUGGCUCAUCGCUUAUGGCGUCUUCGAAUGGGCGUAUGUUGCGUCGACGGGCGAUGAUCCCGUGUACUUCUUCCUCGACACCUCCAAGAAGAUUGCGCCCGCAUGGUAUGCGGGCAUGUUUGCGCUGCACGUUGUGUUCUUCUACAUUGCGUUUGGGCUGACGUACCUCAAGCGCAAGUGCUGCGGCAUCCAAGAGCGCCAAAAUGCAGAGUACUCAUAUCUGCUCAGCACGACGGAGAGCGUUGCAUGAUGUGAUGCAUCCCACAACUUCAGACACGUGGCGUGUCACCUCGUUACGUUACUCCCCCCCCCCCCAACUCGCGGUUUUGACACUCGUGUGCUGAUUUGGU
Salpingoeca rosetta is the source of this 1092-nucleotide messenger RNA. RefSeq lists its product as uncharacterized. Lineage: Eukaryota; Choanoflagellata; Craspedida; Salpingoecidae. The transcript is spliced from 7 exons. The annotation marks the transcript as partial. The record is from RefSeq and is a predicted model, not a curated record. Gene Ontology annotation, cellular component: membrane.